Molecule: messenger RNA, 4876 nt
Organism: Bicyclus anynana (squinting bush brown)
Lineage: Eukaryota; Metazoa; Arthropoda; Insecta; Lepidoptera; Nymphalidae
Gene: kraken
Product: probable serine hydrolase
Exons: 2
Coding region: 380-1324 (314 amino acids)
Source: RefSeq, a predicted model, not a curated record
AGUCUGACUCUGACGUGACUCUGACGGCUGACUGCAGCUGUCUGUGGACUGCAGUGAAAACGUGAAAAUCUGAGUGGUUUAUUCAUCAGUAGAAAAUCAACUUUACAAAUGCAAUAAAAAUAGACGCUAUUAUAAAACAUUCAGUUUAUUGUGGUACGUUAAGUUCCGCGGACGAUCGCGCAGUCGUAUUCAUUUUAAAUCACUACAUUGAUUCAAGUUGCUUUUCCAUUGACGUAAUUAUUUGUGCGCGAUUUCAACUUCAUUCGAAUUUCGAAUUCGAAUGCCUAAGUUGUAAGUUUCAAAGGUAAUUUUUCACUUCCGUAUAGGUUGUGGUUAAAAUAAAUACUUGAAUCUGGCACUGUAGCUAAUAAACCAUAGGAUGGCUGAAAUAAAAAUGAAUGGAAAUCAUAGAGAAGAUUUGCCCGCCGGUGUUCAAGUGGAAGAAAUCGAGAUACCGGUGCCAUGGGGUCACGUCUCCGGCCGAUGGUGGGGUCUUCGUAACAAGCAGCCUCUAAUAGCCAUCCACGGCUGGCAAGACAAUGCUGGCACUUGGGACAACCUCAUCCCUCUACUACCCGCAAACACUUCAGUUCUCUGUAUAGACUUACCCGGCCAUGGGCUAUCAUCGCCGUAUCCCCCAGGUAUGGUUUAUUACAUAUUCUGGGAUGGUAUUGUCCUAUUGAGGCGGAUAGCGAAGUAUUUCAAGUGGCAGAAAAUAUCUCUAAUGGGACACUCGCUAGGUGGAGCGUUAAGUUUCAUGUACGCAGCCUCAUUCCCUGACGAUGUAGACAGAAUUAUCUGCAUAGAUAUCGCCAGUCCGGCGGUUAGAGUGCCAGAGACUAUGGUUAAGAACACCGCAUCGAUUAUUGAUAAGAAUCUUGAAUAUGAGAACUUAUCGGACGAUAAAAUACCUUGCUACGAUUACGAGGAAAUGAUUGACAUAGUGUGUGACGCGUACAAGGGCUCAGUUUCAAGGGAGAAUUGUAAGGUUCUAAUGAAGAGGGGAAUGGCCCCAGCCCCGGCGCAUAUGAAGAAAAGGGGUUACUACUUCAAAAGGGAUCCUAGGCUCAAAGUUGCCGGCCUAGCGAUGAUGUCAAUAGAAACUGCUCUGGAAUACGCGAGCAAGGUUACUUGCAAAGUGUUGAAUAUAAGGGCUAUACCGGGACAAAAGUGGGAGAGGUUAGACUAUUAUUUGGAUGUAGUCGAGAAAUUAAAAAAAACAGCCAAAGUCCAAUACAUAGAAGUCGAAGGUACCCAUCACGUGCAGUUGAAUGCGCCUGAAAAUAUAGUCAACAUAGUCGAGGACUUUUUAGAAUUGUAUUAAAUAAGUAGAUAGUUGUAAGGGUUCCUACAAACGACAGACUGUCUGACAGUUUUAUUGAAUAGUGUCGCAGUGAAAUCUGGAUCAAAAGUACCACGCAUUUUCACAUGACUCAUCAAUCACAAGGACCUGUAUCGCACUCAUAGUCACAAACAAAAUUGUCUGUCAUUUUCUGAGGAAAACGAGCUUAGAUUUGGUAUAUAUCUUAUACUAAACUGUAAGUUUUUAUCCGUUUUUUACACCAUUCAACUACACAAAAAUUUAUCUUAACGGAGCUCUAUAACCAACGAACACGAUUACAACUAUUUAACAUCGAUUCUGUAGAGACAGCUUUUAUAGUCGCAUUAGAUCAUUGAUCACAUACUUUGACAGAAAAGAAACAUCGAGCGAGGCAGGUCCUAUACAAUAGUUGGUCUGAGCAUGAGUAUGAUAAACUUACGCACACUUACGAAUGAAUUUAAAGUGUCGCAUGGCAAAAACAUUGGUUUACACAAUACACUUACUUAAGUCAGCCGCUAAUCGUUAAUCAAAAUAGUUUCAGUCAACUUGCUGUCUAUAGGACAUAAUGUCUUUAAGCAUUAUCCGUCCGCUCGCUUAGUACGCUCAUAUGUAAAUGUUGACCUGUAAGGUUAAAAAUAAAAAAAACAGUAACAAAAUGUAACAAUAGAACACCGAGAAUAAGUAACUUCGCAUAGCAAGCGUAUAAAACGAACAAUAAGUUCGAUCGAAAACGGAAAUAAAUGUUUAUGGAUAAGUAAUAAUAAUCUCGUAAUGUUCUCUCACAGUUGGCAGCGUUACCUUAAGUAUGAAUCAUCCCUAUAGCGUUAUACACCAACUCAUUAUAAUAUUAUUUGGUUUUCAUAAUGUAGGUAUUAAUCACAGAUAAAUCAAUAAUAUGCAGAUGGAGCGUACGGAACACGACGGUGACGUAGCCGCUCCAAAUACAAAAUUCAAAAACGAAUACAUUCUCGAGUCAGUACGACACUAAGCGUCGCAUCAGUAAUUUUCAAUAUUAUUCAAGUUUUAUGAUUUUAAAUAUUCAAAAACUGUUUACAAAAACUAAAGUAAUAAGAUGGAGUAUUUUUUAUUGGUAAUUAUUGAUUAUUAUAUUAAUUUACGUAAUUGUUGUUAGUGUUAAAUUUUGAAAUACAAAUUAUGAAAAAAGUUGGUAUGUAGGUAGGUAUAUUUCAAGAAGACGCGUGAUGGGUUUUUAUGGGUUUCACCGGCUUUACCAUCCUGCUUGUAAAGACUCAUUCUGUAUGAUCUUUAUUCUGUGGUAUUAAUAAACUGUCGCACGAAAGUCUGUAGUCUGCGGGGGCUCUAAUAAUGUGAUAUUUAUUGUGAUGUAGCUAAGAGAGCACAAAUAAGUAACUCAACUAGUACGAAGGAUAGGUAAAUAAAGGCUGUGGCACACCUGACAAAGAGUUGCGAAGCAAUUUCAAUAAUAGUAGUUUGUCAGUAAUGCCAGCAACACACGAUCGAAGGACAACAGGCACCAAAAACUAUACCCAUGCCGUGCAUAUAUGCAUGCUUGCUGGAGUGUAAUUAAUAUAAUAAGGACUCUAGUUUACGUUAAUAAGGGAUAAUAAGAAAAUCGAACCUACCACUUCAAAUGCUAAUGUCGUUCAAAUAACUCAGUUUCAAGGGAGAAUUGUAAGGUUGAAAUUACUCAUUCCGAAAUGAUUCGAAUGAUAAAAUUAAAACACAAUCUCUAUUAGCAAUGGCCUGUAAAUGAAUACUCCCAUAGUAAAAAAUUAAAUAAAUUAUAUAAAAUAAUAAAAAAUGGGAUUCAUGUUGUACGCGAUUUUUAACAAAUCGGUUCAGAUUUUGCCCGUUGUCCUUUACCGACAACGUUCUUGUGGAUGUAAGCAGUAAAUAAUACAUUAUAGCGAAACAAUUUGCGUUGCAAACUGGACGGUUAACUUGAUCGUGUGUGGCUGGCAUUACAGACUCAACAGCAUACCUAACACGUGACUAAACCAUGUAAAGAGAAAUAGACAAAAGUCAACCAGUAGGGGUGCAACCGGAAAUAUUGAGUUCUACGUUGGGACGAAAAAGAUGGAACUGGGAAUUCUCCGCUGCCAUUGGUUGACAUUUUGUCUAUUUCUUUUCGCGAGUAGGUGUGCGUUUGCAAUAAGGGUUUUAAUGCUUUAAAGCUAUUAUGCAUAUAGCUUUAAUUAGCCAUGUUAAAUAGCACGUAUUGACGUAAUGCAGCUGUAACUUUAAUUUGUUAACUCUUUCCGCUAGUUGAGUAAUUAAUAGGUAAGUUGACUGCUUCGCUGGUAAUGCUAAAUACCCACCACCCGAUAACCGAUGCUUAUGAAAACCGUAGUAGGUAUGUAUGUUUUUUGGGCAUUUCAUUUUCCUAUUUUGUUAUAUUGUUCAUCAUCAUCAUCAUCUCCUUACCCUUAUCCCACUUAAGUGGGGUCGGAAAAAUAUGUCAAUCUUUUCCAUUCGUCUCUAUUACUCGUCAACUCAUCAUCCACUCCUUUUAUACACAUGUCCUCUUUCACACAAUCCAACCAUCACUUCUUUGGCCUUCCUCUCUUCUUUUGACCUUCCACUUGCACAUUCAACAUUUUUCUAGUAAUAUGACUUUCCUCUCUACGCAUUACAUGUCCAUACCAAGCUACUCUAUCUACUCCUCAAUUUUUCUGUCACUGGCGCCACCUUCUAAAUUGUUAUUAUUGAUUAAUGUUUUAUAUUUUAAUUAGUUAUUUCUUUAUUCUAUUUUGUGUUAUUUUUGUUGUAGUUUGUAAUUUUGUGUGUCUCUCCAGUAAUUUUGCCAGUGUGUUAGUAAUUAAUAUAUAGCUUGGGAAGACGAAUUGGGCAAUUGUAAUGUCUUCCUAGGUAUAGCGUAAGUAAAUGAAUAAAUAAAGCCCACAUGCCUGCAGCGCUAUUGGCGAUCCGAUGCGUAUGACAUCAUGUAGAUCGCGACCAACACACGAUCAGUUUUAUCGGAUGUCAAGCCAGCGCUGCAGGCAAGUGGGCUAAUAGGAUGGUGGGUGGCUAGCUUUAGGCAAUUUUAAUUUUUGUAACAUUUACAUAAAUAAUUUAAUUUAUAUGCUUUUGAAAAGCGUUAGGUAUAAUUUUGUAUUGACGGGUAAUAGAGGUUUUCAAUGGUUUAGCAGCUAGUUAUAUUAUAAGAUUAAGUUAAAUUUAUAAAAAUUUAAGCAUUUGAAGGUCGAGGUUCUAACCUUGGCGUGCAUUUUAAGUUUGCAAAGUUAUGCGUGUUUUGAGAGUUUAAAUAUUUGCUUCAAUAGUGAAGGAAAACAUUGUGAAUAAACCUUCACACCUGAGGAUUCUCCAUAAUGUUUUCGUGAUUUGUGAUGCCCACCAAUCCGCACUUGGCUAGCGUGGUGGGCUAUGGCUUAUCACUUCUCCUAAUUUUGAGAGGAGAAUUGUGCUUAGUAGUGACUUGACGUAUAAUUUAUUUUGACAUACGAACAAUUUUGUAAUACUUUAUUAUAAUAUAUAUGAAUAAUGAUUAAUUAAAACUGUUGUAAGUUUAAUUUAUCGAUAAAAACACAGACAUUAUAUUAGUUUAGUCAAUAA